UGCUGAUAACAGCAUAGAGGACGGUGGUUUCAGUCAUUUGUCCUUUUUCGGAGCAGGACUGCAAAGAUGAAGACAAACAGAGCCACCACACUGAGGCUCUUCAGCAGGAUCACAGAGUCCUUGGCACCUUGUUUCCUCCCCUCUGUGAAAUAUUGAGUGAUAUCUUCAAACCACAGAAGUUCCAGAGGUGUUGUCAUCUUCUCCAACAACACAACUGAAAGCGCAUCAAGAGAAACGUCAGCCUGUUUGUCCUGUGUGGUUUCUCUUAUUUUACUAUCUGUCUGUCACAGAUGUUAUCAGCAGAAGAAAACGUGUCAUCGCACAGAUAACAGGAAUCUCCCGCCUCGUCUCUGCGUCUCGUUAUCGGCUGUGAGAUCUGCCGUUAUCUGAUCGGUGGCCGCGAGCAUCAUAAAUACCUGAACCGGGAGCAGUCAGUCGCUCACAGAAGCUGGACACCACACCGCCGACAUGAAGCUGAGCGUCUGCACCCUGCUGAUGGUAUGUUGCAGUGAAUUCUGGGUCGUCUCCUCCUCCUCCAUGACUACAGCGCCUCCUCCACCUCCUCCUGGUUGUGACGCCAUGUUGGCGUUCUCCUCAGAGGUCUCCUCGUCGUCUGAAGGAAACGGGAACAUCCACCGUCGAUCUCUGUCUCCAUGGAGCUGGAGGUCAUCCACGGUGAAGGACCGGAUCCCGGCCACCCUUUGGGAGGCCGAGUGCAGCAGCAGCUUCUGUUCCAGUCCAAACCCCGGACACACGGACGAACACAACCUGAACUCAGUCCCCGUCUACCAGAACGUCCUGGUCCUGACCCGGCAGCCGAAUGGACCCUGCUACACCGCAUCAUACCGAUCUGUGGCUGUUGGCUGUACAUGCGUCUGGGCCAAAACCAACCAAAUCUGAACCACCUGAACCUGGACCUGAACGUGGACCUGAACCUGGACCUGGACCAGCAGCUGGGAGUGGAAACAAAUUUUAGAAAUACUAAUAUUUAAUAUUUGUUGAAUAAAAA
Molecule: messenger RNA, 1009 nt
Organism: Larimichthys crocea (large yellow croaker)
Lineage: Eukaryota; Metazoa; Chordata; Actinopteri; Sciaenidae
Gene: il17a/f2
Product: interleukin 17a/f2
Exons: 3
Coding region: 469-900 (143 amino acids)
Cellular component (GO): extracellular region
Molecular function (GO): cytokine activity
Source: RefSeq, a predicted model, not a curated record